GCAACAGUGCGCGGACCGCCACCACGCGACGCGGUUGCUCUUUCGCAUCGAGCGCAUCGCUCCGAGAUCGAGAGCGGUACCUCGAGACACCUGCGCGAGCACCCCGAGGAACCUUGCCACCCCGUGAGCAAGCGACUCGUCGGGAAAAGAAAAAAAUUGAGCGCUCUUCCGCUGUCGUGUCAUCGGAACACUACGUUGUCCAAAGAGAAACGAAAUCUACUAUCUACAGUAAAUGUAUAGAUAGCAAUUUGGACGAAAGUAGAGCGCGUCAUGUUCGAAACAGGCUCCAGGGACACGAUGCAUCGUUCCAUUAAUUCAGCCGUCAAACCGAGCGCGGGGAAUUGCGGCUCUGCGUUAACUUUUCCGAAAAUAGUACGGCCGAUGCAGUGCGAAUCAUCUCGUCGGGAUUAAGACGAUUGUUGCUUUACCGCGACCGCAGAGACUUGCGGCUGAACAGCGCGAGGCCCGUAAACGGGGCGAUUGAGUAUUCACACCCUUGAAUAAUUCGUCCUUCGAAUUCUCGCUUUGUCGGAACAGUAUUGACACCUGCAAAGAGUCAUGCGGAUGUACAGUUCCAAAGAUACUCGUCUAAUGACGUUGGACUGCGACGUAUGGGGACUAUAUUGAUCACGACAUUUUAAUCGGCCAGAACAAUCUUGGUGUUCAAGUGCGGCCACAAUAUCCAGUUACGACGGAUACCAGUCGAUGAGCGCCGAGAGAUAAUCCCGAAAUACAAUCGCUACCGCUGAACAAUCAGCGAGAGGGUGAUCCUCCGGGCUCAAAGGGCAAAGGCUCUCGAUUGGACGAAUAAAUUGGAUGUGUCGCGUAAUACAUAAAUUGGAACGCGCUGUGAUAAAGAGCUUGCUGACACUCUUUCCGGAACUUUGAGAGUGUCGAGAUAAAUGACAACGAAGUAUGACCUGCUAAUUUGAGUCGCGCGUGAAAACCGGCACUCAACGGACUGAAACAAGCUGACGGCGGGUAACAAGGAGGGAAAACUCGUCCACGAGAUUGGACAGAAGGGACUGACGGAAUCAAUUUCUGGUGAAACCGUGCGUGAUAGAAAUGUGGUCUGGAGAGGAAUGCCGCACGACUUUACGAUGAGGAGAAACCGGAAGAGCGCCUCGAGUCGUCACAGAAUCGGCGACUGAUUAUGACGCGCGUCCGCACGCGGCGGCAUUUCUCUCGUCUCCUCCUGUUGUUCUCUUCCUCCGAAGCCCUUCACGCACGCCAUUGCCUGACCCUACUCCUUCUCGGUCUUACCUCUCUCCGCACAGUGUUAUCGUGCGACGAGAAGACGAGGCCCCAGAGCCGCGACCUGAACGCAUUUCCCCGGCACGUUGAAGUAAGUAGGUACUCGGAGCGGAGAGACCUCGACGCGGUCCCCGGAGCGAUCCCGGAAUGGAUGCAACGCAAAAGGAACGAAGUCUCGAGCAUGGUUGGUCAAAGUGCUAGCGGCGCGGUCAGUGAUCAUCACUCCAGUGACUCGCGGGCAAGCCAACGAAAUCGUGACUCAUCCGCUCCACCAGUGACCAAAGGAACUCACGCCGAGGAUCGUAGCAUCUUCCUGAGCGCCGUUGAUGAUCGCCGCGACGGUCCGGUGCGUUCUCCAACUAGUCGCCCAAAAUUUGGCCAUCGAUCUGGUGAUUCGGUGGAGAAUCGACGAGUUGGUAACGGAAUCGUUUUUCAAAGUAUGAAACAAAGUAGAAAGAGUGCCAAAGAUAAAUUGAACGAUCCGGUCGGAGAGCGGGGUAGCGUGCCUGCGCAUCAAGUUACUCAUCAUCGCUCGAUGGAUCCGGAAGCUGUGAGAGAGGCCGAAUUUCAGGACCAUCCGAGCGGGAUUGAUGAAACAAGUUUGAUGACUUUAGGCAGACCUCAUCAAAGCACAGGCAGUUUCCUCAAGGGUCCGGUUCGUGAUCGCAGCGCGAAGGGUGCAUUAGUCGAAGUUCCGAUCGAUCAGUCGCGUUUGAGCGAGCCGUCAAGCGUGAGUCACGUCACGGGGCUGACGAGAAGUCGACGGGAUCGCGAUGAGGACAGUUCCGACGGGGCGAAGCAAACGGGUCUAAAUGCCAGUAAUGUAUUCGCCGGUACGUCGAUUAAUCGCGCGAAUGAACGCACGAGCGAUUAUUCAGCCGGGCGUAAUGCGCGCGCCAACGAGGCGGGGUCGGAUCGAUCGAGCGAGAACGGUAUCGACUUUGCGGCCAUACGUCGCGACGAUCUCGCGAGGAAUCGAAGCGAUCGCGGAAUUGCCGCCUUUGAGGUUACGAGGCAAACUCGCUCAGACAUUGGCGGCACGUACGCGCUUGAUAAUCGAAGCUACGGUACACGCGGAUCCGAGAGCACGACCGAUUACCCCAACGGGAGCGACAAUUUCAACUUCGUUGGUAACGACUCCGCGAACUCGCGCGGGAACGACGGAAACGUCGACGUAAUCGUGUUCGGCACGGUUGCCGAUUACGUGGAGGACAGCGUCACGUCGGUAGAAGGCGGUCGGAGAAUCGCGCUCGAUGGAGUUUCGGAAAUCGGGAAUCGGACCGAGACCAAUUCGGAAUACGUGGACAAUACCUCGGACUACAACGUGGCGGAAAUUCGCGGCGCGGGUUGUGGCGAUGACGCGUGCUCCGCGGCGAGUGAUAACGACGUGCCGGUGAUUAGAACGAGGAAGUUCGGCGGAGCGAAAGAGUCGAGCGACAAUCGGGAGCACGAGGAUCAUUUCGCACGGGUGAGCGACGUAUCGACGACGCCUGGCAACGACGUCGACGUCGAAGCGCCUUUCACGGGUUUCGAGGGUUCUCAGAAAUUUCCCGUAAAAAUCAAUCGCGACAAGUCGCCGGCGAUGGUGCCGCCAGUCGAAAGGUUCGACUGGCGACACUUUGGCCCACACAAAGAGAACGUACUUGAGGAAACGUCGACGUCGACGUAUUCGAGCACGGUACCGCCCGGUCUGCCGAAGAGUCCCAGUAGGGAUGCGCUUCAUCACGCACGCAAGACGAACGGUGGUAUCGGCGAGAUGGACAGAAAAGAUAGCCGAGGCGAGGAUGCGAUCGAGAAUAACGAGAAGCAGAACGACACUCACGAUGAAUCGCGGCUGCCUGGCGCAUCAUCUGGUAGACGUUCACCGGGUCUCUCGGGCGCCGAGUCGGAACCUGACGAAACAUUCGCGGUGAUCUCAAACACGACGGUGACCACGGAUAAUGACAUGGAGACCGCGUCAUACAGCGAGGACGAUUCCGACGGGAACGCGGAGAUCGACGUAACGGUGCCGAGCGUGAAACCGAUGGAGAAGACAAAUAUAACUAUUCUGGGUCUCUUUGAGAUAACGCACGGAACGGUGCCGAGGCCGGAAGGAUUCAGCGAGCUUCAAGCGGCCAAAUUGGCGGUCGACCGUGUCAACGAAUUGGAUAUCUUGAAGCACUUUCGACUGCGGCUUAUUUACAAUGAUACUAAGUGCGAUUCUGGAGUUGCCGUGGAUAGAUUCUUUCACGCCCUGUAUUCGACGAGGAAGAAACAUCUGAUGCCGUUCCUGCUCGGCACUGCCUGCUCCGAAGUCACCGAGACACUGGCGAAAAUUGUGCCCUAUUGGAACGUGAUUCAAGUGUCGUUUGGAUCGACGGCUCCAGCACUCUCGGAUUCCAACGAGUUCCCUCUAUUCGUGCGAACUGUCGCGCCGGAUUCGAGUCACAAUCCAGCUAGGAUAGCAUUGAUCAAACACUUCGGAUGGGACACCGUCACGGCGCUUUCGCAAACAGGCGACAUGUACUCCUUGGCAGUGAACGAUCUGGUCACAGAACUGGAGCAGGCGAAUAUCACGUGCACCGCUACCAUCACAUUCGCCGAGAACGAUUACAAGGAGCAACUGCGAACUUUGAAAGAAUUGGACACUAGAAUUAUCAUCGGGAGCUUUUCAUCGCGACUGGCGCAACGUGUCUUUUGCGAGGCCUGGAAGCUCGGGAUGCAUGGUGGCGAUUACGCGUGGAUCUUGCCAGAUGAUACCAUCACCUUAUCGGGAAUGAAGGGCGAUUGGUGGCACGCCGGAGUCGGGGAAUGCUCUCACUCUCAGCUGUCGCAGACUAUGGACGGUUUAAUCAUCGUCAAGAGCCAUGCCCAACUCGUGGGAGACGAGGUCAGCGUGUCAGGAUUGACGAACGCGGAAUUCAUCUCGGAACUGACUAAUAGAAGCAUCACACACUCGAAAUUUGCGGAGCAAACGUACGAUGCCGUGUGGGCCAUGGCCCUCGCCCUCGCCAGAACCGAGGUCCUCCUGAAUCGACAGAACGAGAGCAUGGCGCAGUACACGCACACGAGGAAGGAUCUCACCUACCAUCUGCUGGAGCAACUCAAGCUGCAGCAUUUUAUCGGAGUUUCGGGCCCGGUUUCCUUCAAGGAUGCAGACCGCGUCGGCAUCACGGCGUUUUACCAGAUGAUGCACGGACAGGACGAUAUUAAGAGAAUAGCUAUCUAUACUCCCGAAGAUGGGAAACUGAUAAUGAACUGUCCAGGAUGUGAGGCUACAAGAUGGCCCGGAGGGCAAGUGCCAGCAGCUCGCAGAGUCUUCCGAUUACGAAUGGUGACAGUGGCACCUGCUGCGUUCCUCGCUAUUACGUGCAUCGCCAGCGUCGGCGUUACCCUAGCCCUUGCUUUUCUGGCCUUCAAUCUUCACUUUCGGAAGCACAAAAGCAUAAAACUUUCAAGCCCGAGGCUGAAUAAUAUGGCAGCCGUUGGUUGCGGCCUGGUCUACGGCGCUGUUAUACUUUUGGGACUGGACGACGCCACGCUGCCCGACAGCGACGGUUAUUAUCCUACGGUGUGCAAGGCAAGAGUAUACCUGUUAUCAGCCGGCUUCUCUUUGGCUUUUGGCUCGAUGUUCACAAAGACGUAUCGGGUACACAGGAUCUUCACCAGAAGCCGCAGUGGGGUCGUCAAGAACAAGCUGCUGCAAGAUACCCAGCUGAUAUUUUUAAUCUGCAUGCUUUUGGUGAUCGACGUCGUUGUGGUGACCCUGUGGGUAAUCCUGGACCCGAUGCAACGUCACCUGCAAAAUCUGACUUUGGAGAUCAGUCCGCAGGACCGAGGGGUCGUCUAUCAGCCCCAGGUGGAGGUGUGCCGUUCGCAGCACACGAACGGCUGGUUAGGCGCUCUCUACGUUUACAAAGGUUUAUUACUCGUAGUCGGAGUCUACAUGGCCUGGGAAACGAGGCACGUAAAGAUUCCAGCCCUAAACGACUCGCAAUACAUCGGUAUGAGCGUGUACUUCGUAGUAAUUACGUCGGGUAUCGUCGUAGUGCUAGCCAACCUGAUGCCCGAUCGCGCGACCUUGGCCUUCGUCACGAUCACUGCCCUGAUCCUGGCUUCGACAACGGCGACCCUGGCACUGCUCUUCCUGCCGCAAUUGGCGAACAUCCUGGGGGGCGAGAGGGCCGACCCGGUCAUACAGAGCCUCGGCCUCAAGAUUGAAUGUAACACGCGCAGAUUCGUCACCGACGACAAACGAGAGCUACAGUAUCGCGUGGAGGUGCAAAACCGAGUUUAUCGUCGUGAGAUGGCACAGCUGGAACUGGAAUUGGCCAGAUUGGAGAAGCAACUGGCGCAAGAGCCGGUAGAGCCAUCGCGCACUUCAUCAAGCGCCUCGAUCCCACAACGAAAUCCAAGCAUCGGAGGUGGUUUGCCUCUGUUAUUGCUCAGUGUUCUGCCGCCGGUUAUCCCACGUGCCAGCUGGCCCUCCGCAGAUUCGUCCGGCAUACGCCGCGGCACCGUAGCAUUUAGCAGCCAACCGGAUCUGGAGCCGGGCGAUCCCAGACAAAGCCUGGCCGACCUUUACAAGCUGCACCGUCGCCGGGAGACCGAGGGACCGAACCGCCUGGGAGUUUUUCAACGACUCUUCAGCCUCUUCGGCAGCAGACCGAGUAGCAGGAAAACCUCCACCGCGUCGUUCACCGGGGUCGCAUCAGCGCUUCGAGUCCACAUGGGUUACAUCGCUGGUUUAGUGCCUGGUGCGAGGGCUGCUUCUACUUGCCAGGUAGAUGCCCAAGGCUCUCACUCGCCUCAUGCACGAUGCGGUUCAGGACCAAUAAUUAGUAUUACUAGUGAGGAAGACCGUAGAUUGAGUCUAGGGCUACGUCGCAAGGAAAGCAGCGAGCCUAGAGUAAAUUUCAGCUUGCCACCACAGGUGAGCACGAGUCAGUCGUCGUCCCGAGAGAAAAUACGCGGUUCGCCCCGGUUUCCCCAUCGAAUAAUCCCAACGAACAGUUUGAGUGCCAUCGCGCAAGGUACAUCGAUCCCGAGACCACAUCGUUGGCACUCAAUGGAAGACGCGUCGAAAUCGAAAAUCACUAAAACAUCCCGUGGCUCCUGCAGCCCUAAUUCCGACGUAUGGGCCACGAGUGAGGUCGGGGUUCCUUUCAGCGAGCUGGCCAAUACCGUCAGAGGUAGGAAACCACCUGAUUCCCUGCCUUUGACCAUCACCGUAGACUCGAAAAUGAGCCCAGUCGAUACUAGAUUGGCCAGUGAUCUGAGGAAGCUGUUCCGGGAGAACGACAGCCAAGAUCCAGUCAGCCCCGCCGAAUACGAACUGAAAGCGAAUGGCUCGAGUUCGUCAUCCUCUUCGUCCCCGAAGAUAAUCGGUAUCGGUGAUUCCGUGCCCUUAAAGAACGAUUCCACCCUCGAGACUUGGCGUGGAACUGGUUCGAACUUUCGUCAAGAGCCGAGUUCCCAUCCGUCAAGUCCAGUCAUCUCCGUGGUUGACACAGAUAAUCCAGGGGAGGCAGCCAGCACCGAUGUUGACGGUCACACCGCGGGUGUCUCUUGCGAGGAGAAGAGACCGACUACUGUGUAGCGUAACAGUGUGCAAACGUGAUCGUGACGAGCCUCUGCUGAGUGAUAAAGUCAUCAUUUCAGAUAGACGAUAUUGUCGGAGACUACGUCCAAACUCUACGUUGAUUUUCUCGUGUUCCACUCGCAACACUUUGACGUUUUUUCGAAAGUGGGACGGCGAAUCUAUCAAAAUUCGUAAUUACCGUAGCCCGCUUAGACAAUCCAGAGAUCAAAUUAAAAGUCGCAUCUGUUUAGAUGUUACGUGUGAUAGACAGAAAAAGAUCAUCAUGCAGUAUAAUAUUAUCACCAAACUAACAAACUACUUAGAGACACACUAUGGGCUUGCAACACUAUGAUAUGUCUCUGCAAAAGUCCAUCUACGUGUAACUCAUGAAAAUUAUGAUAACAUUAAAUUAUAGCGUCAAACGUUAGAUAGCUUCACAUCGACAUUUCAAAAAUCGGCUAGAUCUCUCGAUAGUUAAUUCAUAAUGAUGAAAUAGCGAUAACGUUGUUUAUUAGGAAUUGAUAUUAUAAUCGGUUAUUCACGAGGCAUAAUAAAUUGAGCGGUGAAUCGGAAACUGUGCAGUGGAACGCUACAAAAUCGACACUGUCAAUGCAAUAUAGAUCAACAAAAGGAACAAAAGGACAAUAUAAACAUUCGGCUCAACUUAACACGAGAGUUAUAACGUUGUUCGUGCCCGAAUCAAUAAAUAUGAUGCGUGUCGUGAUCAUGCGAUGAACCCGCAAAGUGGCGUACGUGUGAAUGCAGGUUUCUUGCCCGUAAUGCCUAGACCGCGAGGAUCAUGGACCAAUCGCGAUGUAAUCUUAAUCGUGUGUGUUCGUUAGUAACUGUGCCAAA
Molecule: messenger RNA, 7669 nt
Organism: Ooceraea biroi (clonal raider ant)
Lineage: Eukaryota; Metazoa; Arthropoda; Insecta; Hymenoptera; Formicidae
Gene: GABA-B-R3
Product: gamma-aminobutyric acid type B receptor subunit 3
Biological process (GO): gamma-aminobutyric acid signaling pathway; G protein-coupled receptor signaling pathway
Cellular component (GO): membrane; G protein-coupled receptor heterodimeric complex
Molecular function (GO): G protein-coupled GABA receptor activity
Source: RefSeq, a predicted model, not a curated record